CGUAUCAUGUAUUCACAUAUACAUCUCUAGAAAAGGAAGUACACAUAUAUCGUUACUACCUUGUGUCUCUAGUCACUUUUCUAAGUUGCUUUGAAUCUACGCUUGUAAAUUAAGAUCUCUUCGGAUUAGACAUUUCUAAACUUAACCAAGAAGAUAGUGACGGAAAAUUAACAGAGAAUCUGUGUCAUAUAUCAUACAUCGAAUUUAACAUUAAAAAAAAUUAACAAUCCUUAUCAUUUCUGGCAAGAUGAUUUUACAAAGAAUAGCAAAUUUAUAUGUUUUACGUAACAUUAAACAAUUCGAAUCUAUUAUAAAGCCUAGUUGUAUGUUAUCACAAUAUGGACAAUUAUCACAAACAAGCAGACUUUCUUCGUCACUUGCAAAUUUGAAUCUUACGAAUUCUAAACUAGUUAAUCAUGAAAAUCAUCGAUUAUUGACAAAGUUACCUAUGUCUUUAACCUUAAAUGGAAAUCAAUCUCGCUUUAAUAGUACAGGAGGCAAUCAUGUACGUUUAUGGGUUAUGGAAAAAAUAGUUUCUGCUGCACUUCCAAUUUUAUUACCAGCUUCUUUGUUAUUGGAAAAUCAAAUUGUCGAUGGAAUACUAGCUAUUCUUGUUGUAAUGCAUAUGCAUUGGGGUUUGGAAGCUAUAGUUGUUGAUUAUGCAAGACCUAUCAUUAUUGGAACGUUUCUUCCAAAAGUAUUCCAUCUAUUAUUGAAUCUUUGUUCGAUUGUAACACUUGCUGGACUUCUUAUACUAAUUUAUAAUGGACCUGGCAUUGCAAGAUCUAUCAAAGAUGCAUGGAGUAUCGGCAAAGAAGAAGACAAAGAAGAGAGUCCCUAAGUAAAAUAAUUUAUUGCAAAAAGUUAGGUAUGCCGUAGUUACCCUCUUUCUAAAUUGUACAGAAAUAAAGUAUUUAUUGCCUUACACUCAUAA
Vespula pensylvanica (western yellowjacket) is the source of this 934-nucleotide messenger RNA. It is a transcript of the gene SdhD, whose product is annotated as succinate dehydrogenase [ubiquinone] cytochrome b small subunit, mitochondrial. Gene Ontology annotation, biological process: tricarboxylic acid cycle; mitochondrial electron transport, succinate to ubiquinone. The record is from RefSeq and is a predicted model, not a curated record. NCBI's taxonomy places the organism in Eukaryota, Metazoa, Arthropoda, Insecta, Hymenoptera, Vespidae. The transcript is spliced from 4 exons. Gene Ontology annotation, molecular function: heme binding; ubiquinone binding. Bases 248 to 841 code for a protein of 197 amino acids. Gene Ontology annotation, cellular component: mitochondrial envelope; membrane.